AUGGCUGCUGCAGGCCUCGCGGGGCCCGUCACGGGCGCCGCGCAGUCCGCCCAGGACGUCGGUCAGCUCUUGGCCCAGCUGUGCGGCGCCACGUCUCGAUUGGAGAAGGCGAUGGCACUGGCCCAGGCGGCGGUCGUCAACGUCGCGACGGCCCAGGAUGAGGCGGAUGAGCUGCAGGAGAUCUACGAAGCAUCGAUCAAGGACAGCUACAUGCAGCCAGUCAAGCGCUUGAUGGUGUCGUGGGAGUCCCAGCGGCAGCCUGGCGCUGCCCAGGGCGAUGCUCAUGUAGGGACCCCAGCAGCCCUGGAGAGGCGAGCGGGGGAGCCUGCGCAGCUUGCGCCGCCAGCCGCCAUGGCGCUGGCCACCCCAGCGCCGCCCCGGGAGCUGGUCCGGUGGCGUGCCCAGGACGGUGGUCGUCCAGCUGGUGCAGCUUGGGAGGCAGCAGGCAUGUCCGAUGAUGAUCUCGACGACGGGCAGCGGCUGCUGGCGCUCUUCGCCAACGCAGUGGAUCCCAGAGCAGAGAUGGUCGCGAUGCCGAGGCGCCAGGCUGCCGGCAACCAGGCGCCCAGGAAGGGCCAGCGGCGGCAGUUGGUUACCGUCGCCAAGCAAGAUCGUAGCAUGGCGGGGGCGUCCUUGUGCAAGCUCCGUUGGAAGAUUAAGGCUUUCGUCGGCAUGGCGUUGAGCCACGCCAAGAAGUUCGAGUCCCAUGCCGCGCUCGCGGAACUCCCCGGGGGCCUGGAGCCAAGAACCUCGGGGUCGACUUGCUCGAAGGUCCAGCACAAGAUUUGGUGCAAUAUCGAGGAUGUGGGUCUUGAUGUGUUCCAGCUUUGGGAGCUCGGACGGGUGGAGGGUUUCUACGAGGCGUUCGGCUGGCCCCCGCGGUGGCGAAAGUGGUAUCCGAGGCACCCGCAGAUGGGACUCAUCGUGGACAUGAUUCAGGAAGAGGAGGCAGACGAGGAGCAGCGGCAGGAGCGACCGAAGCACCAGAUGAAACAGCGGCUCUCCGGUCGACGGCCGGCGGACCUCUCGCCUCUGCCGCCUGUCGGGCGGACCGCGUCGUCGCAGAGCGCCUCCGAGGGCAUGGUGCAGGUGGAGCAGCUGGCGGAGAGCCCCCCGCACACCGUCCUGUACAACAUGCCCGGCUCGCGCAUGUACAGCCUCUUCGCCAAGGCCGGCGUGCGCGUGGCCAGUGUGGUGGACGCCGACGGCUCCUUCUGCGGGAUGGUCACGCGGAAGGGCCUCAUAGCGAGCUUGAGGCGACCCCCGGACAACAACUUGGUCUUGGGGCGAAGGACCGCGGUGCCCGAGGAAUCGAGCGACCACGGCUCAGAGGACGACUCCGACGGCGCAGAGACGAUGUCGCUGCUGCAGGUGGCGCGCGUGGGCGCUGGGGGACUCUGACUGCCGUGAGGCCGCCCAUCGGGCACCAUUUUCCCACAGGCUCAUGUGAGGAGGACGGAUUUCUCAUCUCUCCUCCUCCUCCUCCUCCACCCUCCCCCAUCUCCCCUGCCCUCCUCCU
Messenger RNA from Prorocentrum cordatum, 1519 nucleotides. The record is from the annotation of a GenBank genome assembly. NCBI's taxonomy places the organism in Eukaryota, Dinophyceae, Prorocentrales, Prorocentraceae.